Messenger RNA from Electrophorus electricus (electric eel), 6068 nucleotides. The record is from RefSeq and is a predicted model, not a curated record. Lineage: Eukaryota; Metazoa; Chordata; Actinopteri; Gymnotiformes; Gymnotidae.
UAUGGGUCAGUGCUUAGCCAAGAGAAAGCAAGGGGAGAUGGUACUUGGUCAGGUAGACGGUCACUGAGGUCAAGCAAGAAUAGCUUGAAUCAGCUUUCUGGUUUUCAGGACGUCAGUUCCGUAACUCGCCUAACAUCACCUUCUCAGACUGUGAAGGGAAGACGAGAUUGCCGCUUUUAUAAGUGUUAGUCCUGCCCCUAUAAUCCCAAUCUAAGCAUGAUUACUAAACAAUUAUCAUGAUGGUAUCCCAACACUCACGCUAAAUAAAACAUCAUCGCCUACCCUGCCAAGAGCGGAUGAACACACCAACAGUUCUUCUGCUUUAUCGUGGUAUUAUGCAUAAAAAGAUGUUUUAUCUUGCCUACUGUUAUCCAAAAACACCAAAACUGUUGCUUAUUAAUGAAAUCAUGUAUAAGGUGUGUUCACAUUCCUGACUGGGGCAAAAGUUUCAACACUUUCCAAGAAAUCUAGAAGGACUUUUUUAGAGGCUGUGAGGCCUGGCGUCUUGCUGCUGUUAGGCCUACAUCGUUACCGUGAUGGACAGGGGAGCUCCCGACUUGAGAGAGGAGCAAAAGAUGGCUAAAAGUUUGAUCUCCAGUGUUAACACGGAGAAGGAACAUCCUGGGCCUAGCCUAGUGAUGAGAGACUACAGCCCAUGCCAAAAGGAUCAUGCUCAAUUGUGAAUUCUGUUUCUGCCAUGUGUGUGCGUGAGUCUGUGUGUGUAAUGCAGUGGUAACUUUUUGGUGUUUUUGCAAAGGGGUUUCUAAAGCUUUAUGUUACAUAAAAUGUACUGAAACCAGCAGGUGAGUUCUGUUGAAUUGAGUAUUAAUCCUUUUGUUUCAUUUUACAAUCUGCCGUGUUUGUUUAGUGGACUAAAGUGUAUCUCUUAACAUGUCAUAUCAAUGUGACAGGUCUGCAGUGCUCAUUUUACAGUGACAUUUGAGUGCUCAGUUACUAAAAGCUAAGAAGUUGUAACUCAGAACACAAGGCAUAUAUCCAAGGUUUUUGAUGCAAUAUUUGUUUAAUAGUCUCUCUGUACUUGCAGUAGUUAUGCAUUUUCUCAUCAUCUCAUAAUUUUUCUGUAAACAGGAAACUAUUCAUCUUGUAAAAGAUGCCGCAAAAAGCCGUGUUAACAGUUCAAGUUGUUGGUGCCGCAGAACCUCCACCAGCUGCUGGGCACAUGUUGGAAUGGGGGCGGGGUAAAUCAUGAGGUUUAUAGUUGAUUCUCUCUGACUCAGCAGUGGGACAGUGACCUGGGAUGUGUUUGUGGAAGUGUGGCUCUGGUGUGAGCAACAAAAUGCAGAUCCAAGCACUCUGGGUGGCGAUCUGGGAAUUCCUGUUAUCUGUGCCUGUCCUGCUUCCUGGAGCAGCAGCCGCACAAGAAUAAUAUCGUUUCUGACGCGAACGCCACAUAUGCUUCUGCAUGGAGCUGAACGCGAGGAACGCCAACGUGCCUUCUCGCUCGUCCGUGCAGCGGAGGCAGAGAAAUGGGAGAUUUCUCCAAUCCCUUUCUCUGUGAGGUUCCCCAGGUCAGUUCUGUAAAGUUCAGUUCUGCUCCCCCCCACGUCUCUGUUUCUCCGAGGGCUGGGCUGAUGGAUUACCGUGUGGCUGUGAUGAGGUCCGUGUUCUGUUGCAUGCAAGGUCACUACAGCCGUUCACGCCAGAUCCGAACAGCGAUGAGACUACGUGGAAACAUUUCACUGAGCACAGGCAUGACUCUGCUUCCGAAGAAUGGAGUCAAGCGGUAAGAAGUCAGCUGAGGCCUCUUGCUGAGCGCUCUCCAGUCGACUCCAGGCGGUGCUCGGCAGGGCCCCGGGGGUUGCUGGGAAAUGAAGUCCGGUCUGAAGAAAUGGCGUCGGCUCGCCUUGGGCCUCAUGCUCACCUGGGUGCUGCUUUUCUUUGCCCUCUUCACCUACUUCAUGGAGUCACGCGUGGACCAGCACUCCGCCGCCGGGCUGGCGCACGCCGACACCCGCCGCCUGACCUCCGUACAGGGCAACACCCGCUCUCGCCAGGAGCCGCACGCCGGCCCCACGUCCCCGGUCGCCGGGGGCCAGCGAGGACGGGGCCCGGAGCAGAGCCCCAGCCGGGAGGCCAUGGCAGGCGGGCUCAGCCCGGAGCUCUUCCCUCGCAUAGACCACCAGAUCUUGCCCGCCUGGUCCGCCAUCGGCACCCGCGAUGUGGGUCCGCGCCCGGGCGCGGCGACCCGUGAGCAGAGGAGGCAACGAGAUGUCCAGGAGGAGGAGGAGGAAGAAGUGAUGGGAGAAGAGGUGGAAGGGAACGAGGAAGAACAGAGCUUCACGACGAGACGGGCGGCAGCCGACGGCUUGGACGACUCCGACCUGGAUGAGUAUUACUCCUCCAAAUCCACGUCUGUAGUGCAGCGCCUGUGGAAGGGCAAUGUGUCACUGGGCAUGCUCAGUCCGCGCCUGCAGAGGGCCAUGAAGGACUACCUGAGCUCCAACAAACACGGCGUGGCCUACAGGGGGCGCCGGAGUCCCCGGCAGAGCAGCAAGCAGGUGCUGUGUGAGCUGAAGAAGAGGAGCAGGGUGCGCACGCUGGACGGAGCAGAGCUGCCGUUCUCCACGCUGGGCUGGAGGAAGAUCGUCCCUGACGCCCCCCUCAGGCAGCUCUACGGCUCCGGGUUCCACUCCUGUGCAGUGGUCACCUCGGCGGGGGCCAUCCUCCACUCCGGCCUGGGCAGGGAGAUCGAUUCCCAUGAUGCUGUUUUGAGGUUCAAUUCAGCCCCUACUGAGGGCUACGAAAGGGACGUGGGCGAAAAGACCACCAUACGCAUCAUCAACUCUCAGAUCAUGGCUAACCCCACCUAUCGCUUCAACUCCAGUCUGCUGUACAGGAACGUGACCUUGGUGGCCUGGGACCCUGCGCCCUACAAGGUCAACCUGCGCGAAUGGUACAAGAGCCCCGACUACAACCUGUUCACGCCAUACGUGGAGCACAGGAAGAAGCAUCCCACGCAGCCCUUCUACAUCCUGCAUCCCACGUUCACCUGGCGCCUGUGGGACGUGGUCCAGGGCAACACACUAGAGAACAUCCAGCCCAACCCACCCUCAUCUGGAUUCAUCGGGAUCGUGCUGAUGAUGUCGCUAUGCGAGGAAGUCCACGUGUACGAGUACAUCCCGUCGCUCCGGCAGACAGAGCUGUGCCACUACCACGAGCGCUACUACGACGCUGCCUGCACCCUCGGUGCCUACCACCCGCUGCUCUACGAGAAGAUGCUCAUCCAGCGCAUCAACUCCGGCUCUGAGGGUGACCUGAAGCACAAGGGUAAGGUCACGCUCCCGGGUUUCGGCACCAUCCACUGUGAUCCCUGAACUCUAACCCCAUCCUCCCCCCCCACCCCUCACCCCGGAGACAAGGGUGCAAUAAUCGUGACCUGUGGACAUCUGGACGCUGGGCUUGUCCUCAGCACCACAGAGGAAACCGAGGACAGUGGACCAGACAGGCAGAAGCUCUUGAUGACAGUCUUAAAAGUUGCUUUCUCUGAGCCUUGUGUGAUUUUAGAGGUCAUUAGGUAGCAAUACGGUUGUAACAAGAAACGGCUUUUUUAAAAUUUAGGUACCUGUUGAUUAUGCUGUGGCCAGCCAUCACGUGACAACAUGGAGGAUGUUUGUGGCUUUGUGAUGGACUAGUUUUUGGGGUGUUUUUUUAUUAAAAAGGGGCAUGAGGGCAAAAACAGAGGUUGUUAAACGUUGAACACUCGAAGUCAUCUACACUGAAUACCACCAGGCUGUUUUGGACAUACACGGUAUGUAACAAUUAAGGUGAUUUUUAACAUUUUGUUGUAUUACGUAUUCCUUUUUUUUUAUAAAUGGUUGUACAUUUUAUCAUCGAUCAUAUUUGUCUUGAAUAAUUUAUCAGCUCUGUGGGGGUGUAGGUUUUUUUCUUUGCUGUAUUACAAUUUUCAUAGCUGUGCACGAACACCUUUGGAAACAGUGUUCUUCCGAGACUGCCGUCUGACCUGUGACUCUUUCUUCAGGACACUCAAGCCCGUACGAUUUAAAGUACCAGUGGCCGUGUCAGACUUUUGGCUGUUGAACAACAAGCAGACUGAACAGGCGUGAAGGUCCCCGUGGAUACAGCCAUGGGGGGUGGUGGGCCACUCACGGCGUUUCAAAAUAACAUUUUCUCAAACUUUUGCAAGGAUGUUUUAAUGGUGGCAGUAGCGGUGUUGUGGUGUUUUUUUGCGUUGGUUUUCUAAUGUUUAACGCAGCGUGGCCUGGCUGUCCCGCGCGGUCCCAGGAGCCGACGGACCCUCUCGUGCUCCCUAUGCUGGCGUACUUAAAAGCGAAUGAUGACGACACUUUCUCUAGCACUGGAUAUAAAAGCUUUUUAUUUCAACUGACGAUGAUUUUUACCUUCACCUUGCAUUUUAUCUAACGUGUAAAAAAAACAAAAAACUUUGUUUUUUUUUUCUUUUUUACUGAUGGAAGUAUUUUUGUGUAUAUACCCUAUUUCAGUAUUUGACAUUUUAUUCGUAAGUGAAAAGACUUGUAUGCUAAUAUUUGUUUGUGCCGGAGGAUGUGAUCUAAGAUCUGUGAAGACGUUUGAUACCAGUUAUUACAGUUCACAGCAGUUUUCUACUCAGGUGUACGCUAGUCUCUGAAGUCUCUAUUCAGUGAAAUACCCACAUCUUUUCUCUUAGUCAUAGACUUGGACGUAUACAAGUCUGUGUAUAGACUGUGUUGCUUUGCUGUGUAACUUUCUGCAGUGUUGAAGGUUUGGUCAGAUGGACGCUGAUGGUAUCUCACGGAAGAAUACCAGUUUUCACCUGGAGUCUGGUUAUAUUACGAGGCUUUUAAAAGUAUGGGAACUGAGCAACUUGGGCUUUGAUGUGCCACUGGUGUUGAAUCCUGCUGUUCUGUGUGUGUAGUAUAACGGCACGUUCGUGUCUGGUUAGUUGGACUUGGUGGGGCAGGGAACCUCCGAUUCUGUGGCGCCAACUUCAACUGUCCCAUCACCCCACUGUAUGAUCUGACGUACCUCCUCAAAAAGAUUGAGCUUCUCUCUUUACGUAUGUAACCCGUCCUGUUGGCUCGUGAGUACCGGGCUUUCUCAGUGUUUAGAAGAAUGUGCUUCUGUUCACUGGGUGGCGCUCUCUCUGGCCACAUCCUCACGUCUACAGUAAUGUAAUGUCUUUCUCCUGUGAGAUAAUGGUUGGGGGGGCGGUGUUCAGAUUUGCCAAUCAAGGCUGUGCUCCUCUGGCUCACAUGUCUGUCUAAAGAGUCCCAGUGUGCCAGUGAGUGGUUCGUUACUGUUGUUGAUACAACCACUUCAGUUUUACUUAAAUCCACUGUCUGUAAUUAUUAGAAACCAAACUGGUCAUAGCAUGCUAAGUAGUGAGGCUUCUAACAAGCUCUUUGUUUUAAACAAACUUUCUUCAGUCAGGGGUAAUAAGUAAGCUAGGGAAAGUUUAACUUUUCAAUGUGAAGUUAUCGUUUUGGAUAACGGGAUUAAAGCACUACUGCUUGGAUGGCGUAUUUGAGCUGAUCAGUGCAGUGAUUUGAGUACGAACAGUAAAGAUGAAAUGAAUAUUCAGUGUUGUGUCUUUGCACAGACAGUAAGGGUGUGUCCUCUCUCCCUCCCUCUCUCUCUCCCUCCCUCUCUCUCUCUCUCUCUCUCUCUCUCUCUCUCUCUCUCUCUCUCUCUCUCCAUCAACAGUCCAGUCUAGAUGUAGUUAUAAAAUUGGGAAGCAUUGUAGUUUGUUUUUCGCUCUACACUCCAAAUAUGAAGGAUCUGUUCUUUCCCUCUCUCUCUCACACACUCACUCUCGUCACCACAUGGCCUUUUUAAUAAUUGUGGUGAAGAUAGUGUUUGGAGCCUAAUCUGAUGACUGCAGAUAUCUGCAUUUUUAGGCCAGUCCACUUUCAAGAGCCAUCGGAUGCUAUGGACGGCACAUUUCUUUCUUCAUUGUUAAUGCAGAUUUCAUGACAAAACUUGAAUCUGGUUUUAAAUUACCUUGCGUAUUGUUAAUCAUUUUAUAACAUGUAAAUAAAAAUAAUAGUGAUGCUUUUACUGGGACACAAAUAAAAUACCACUGAAAGCCA